This is a messenger RNA of Plasmodium reichenowi, 650 nucleotides long. Its product is annotated as nuclear preribosomal assembly protein, putative. Lineage: Eukaryota; Apicomplexa; Aconoidasida; Haemosporida; Plasmodiidae. The annotation marks the transcript as partial. Gene Ontology annotation, biological process: ribosomal large subunit export from nucleus; endonucleolytic cleavage in ITS1 to separate SSU-rRNA from 5.8S rRNA and LSU-rRNA from tricistronic rRNA transcript (SSU-rRNA, 5.8S rRNA, LSU-rRNA); ribosome biogenesis. The record is from RefSeq and is a predicted model, not a curated record. The transcript is spliced from 2 exons. Gene Ontology annotation, molecular function: protein binding. Gene Ontology annotation, cellular component: nucleolus; preribosome, large subunit precursor; nucleus.
AUGUGCCUCUUAUUUUUUCAAAAAUAAAUAAACUUCAAAAAGAAAAAGAAGAUGAUGAAGAUAUUAUUUAUUCUGUAACAAAUGAUAAUAUUUUUAACAUGCCAAGAUAUUCAAGAAUUCCUAAAGAAAAAAAAAAAACGAAAUGGCAAUUAUUUGCUGAGAAUAAAUUAAGAAUGAAAAAAAAUAAAAGUGGAUUAAUUUAUGAUAAAGCAUCCAAAGGAUGGGUUAGACGUUUCCAGAAAAAACAAAUAAAAUUAAAUGAACAGAAAAAUAAUUUUGUACAUGAAUAUAAAAACAAAGAAGAUAUUUAUGAAGAUCCAUUUGAAAAAGAACAAGAAGAAAAAGAUAUCAAAAAAAUGAAACAAAAAAUGAGGGAACUCAAAAAUAAAUUUGAUCAAAAGGGUAUUUCUACAGAAGAUAUUAAAUAUAUUCAAAGACAAAAAAGAAAAAGAGAAAAUCUUAUUGACAACCUUAAAAUGGCACAAAUUUCUUCCUCAACCUUUGGACGUAAGGAUAAAAAAUUGAAGAAGGAAAAAAAAUUGAAAUUGCAGAAUGAUAAAAUAACCAACCAGAAAUAUGAAAAACGAGAUCUUAAAGAUGAAGUAAAACAAAAUAAUAGAUUAGCAGCUCUUGUUUUAAAAUCGGUAUAA